GUAGAGUUGACGUAUGCGCCAACAUGGCGGCCAAACGCACCGAGUUGCUGCGAAGCUAGUUGAAAUUGGAGUAAAAUAAAGUAUAUUAACUCACGCAUUGUAUCCAAAUUACUUUUAAAUAUCAGAUUUUCUUAUUACGGAAAUAUUGUACGCUGGUAUGCCUUUCUAUACCCGCAAACGUUUAGUUUACGGUAACAACUGUUUACAGUGUAGGUAACAUGCUAGCCUCUGAGCUAGGUUAUUGUACGGUAUCAGAUUAAUUACUCUACAUUUUUCAUUCAUUUCGCUUUACUUUGAGGCAAUGUUGGGAUAUCUGACAGCAAGACAGGCGGGCCUGGAUGACCCCCUACGACUGAGACGCGCAGAGUCAACAAGAAGGUGAGAGAGGGUGCCUUUAUUUCAACCAGGGAGGAGGAAAACAGCACUGUAAAAUGCAACUCUCAUAGAUGUACCUUUUGACUUUACUCCCCCAAAAAGGGUCCAGAGUCUGAAGUUGAAUCCUGACAGAGAUGUGGACAGAAUCCAUGGAAAUGGCAUCAACACCAUUGACAUCGAAGCAAUAGAGGGCAGAUAGUAAGUCCACUGAGACCUGAUCUAUUGUAUGUUAUGAUUGACAGGUGUGCCUAAUAUUUUGCCCUUCAUCUUUGUGAAUGAAGUGGACAAAAUAUCAUGGCAAUGUCAACAAAAACUGAUUAUGUGGAUGCUUUCUGGAUGUCAAAUAAAUGGUAGAGCUGCUGUAUUAGAUUGCUUUCUAUUGCCCAGGUAUUUACAGUGUUAUGGCUGGUAGGGAUAGUUCAUUUUUCACACCACCUCGAAUCAACAUGUUGUUUCAGUGGUAAGGACAUGAGUGAUCAGCAUAGGUUAUAAGCAUUCACAGCUUGCACUAACCAUGAGUCUCGAGUGAUCAGAUCUGACCCUCCCACUUAAGAGACAAAUGAAAAUUAUUGAAGGGCACCGCCUUCCAGACCACCUCCUUAAGUGAACUGAGUGAUCAGUGAUCAGUAGAUACUCAUGAGCGUUUACAUCUGGACCUAAGACACUUGUAAUAACAUCAGCCAGACAAUAAUUAUAACCAUAAUAGUAAUAAUAAUAAUGUUAUUUAUGUAGCACUUUUCAAGACAGAGUUACAAAGUGCUUCAAGACAUAAACACAGAAUAGAAAUAGUGGUAGAACAUACAGCAGACAUCAAAACAAUUUCCAAAACAGUCAGUCAGUAGGUAUGAUUUGGAAUUCAAUAAAAGAUGACACCCCAACCAUGUUAAGUUUUUAUAAUAAGUUAAGAAUAGUUAUGAUAAUGAUAAUAGAUAUUAAAAUUAAACAAAAUAAAAUGAGUUAAGUCUUCAUGCAAAGUUAAGACCUAAGUUAAUGGUCAUAUCCACUAAAAGCACACUUAUAAAAAUGGAUUUUUAAACGAGUUUUAAAAGAGGAUAAGGAACUUGCCAGUCUGAUUUCCUCAGGGUGUUUGUUACAGAGAGUGGAGGCCCUGACAGUAAAGGCCCAGUCCACCUUGGUCCUCUGCCUAGACUGAGGAGUAGUUAGGAGACCCAUGUCUGAGGGACCUGAGGGUACGACAGGGCUUGAAAGAUGUGAGGAGAUCAGUGAUGUACUUCAGGUUAAGUCCAGACAAAUGGACAGAUGUGAUGAACUUGCAAGGUGUUACCAGGGUCUUUGAGCAAAUACAUUGCCUUUUGUUUAAAUAGACCUUGUUUAAACCUAGCUGUUUCAUCAGAUCUGGACAAUAUAGCAAGUGACAAUCCAUACCAACCUCUGUAUCCACCACAGUAAAGACCUCAUAGUCUCAGUAAGUUGGGAAGAGCAGUCCAAAUUCAGUUGUAAAGAAUCCGAUGUCCAAGGUUUAAGAUGCAACAGAGGGGAAAUUUUCUGUGAGGUAAACUUACUCUGUUUUUUAAGCAUGCUGUCUGGAGGAGCAGAUGGAGUGGUUGUCAUCUAUGACCUGGAGAACUACAGUGGAAAACAGCAAUACACCUGCAAGGCAGUUUGUUCGAUUGGAAGGUGGGUGUUACUCGAUUUACUCAUUCUGUCCAGCAGAGGGCAAUACUGCAUAAAACUCUUACAACACAGGUAUUUCUAAUGUUGUUUACAGACAUGUCCUUUUGUUAACACCAACCAAAUGGAGUUGCCUUAGUCUGGACUUUCAUUCCUUUAGAUUCUUUAUAAACAGUAGCAUGAAAAUGUACAUUCUACUAAAUCCUAUUCAAAUACCUCAACACAUUGCAGUUGUAAUGAAGAUGCAUUUAGUAUCAGUGUGACUUCUCAUGAACUUUCAUAUCAGUAUUUGUUUGCUGUCUAUGCAUCUUAGCAUAGGUCAUGAAAGGAUGCACCCACCUAACUGAAAAGGACUGAAAGAAAAUGUAGCAUUGAAGUUUGAAUUGUGAAAACAGUUCAGUUGAUACUACCUGAAUGUGCCAGUGAGACACCAACGGUCUAUGGAAAGAUUCUUCAUCUGUGAAUUUGAGUAAUUUUCUGAUCACAUUUUCAUGUAAAUCUUUCAAACGUAGGUCGAAUCGGCAUGUCCAUAAAUUCAGCGUUGAGACUGUCCAGUGGUAUCCGUAUGAUACAGGCAUGUUUGUCUCCAGUUCCUUUGACAAGACCAUGAAAGUUUGGGACACAGAAACACUCAAGGUAAAGCAAGUCACCUACCAGCACUCUACCAACCCCCCAUCUUAAAUAUUUAAACAUUGACUAAUUAGUUUAUUAGGUACGCAUUUAGAAAUUUUCUCCAGUGUACAGGGUGAAAGUUGAGCACAUGCAGGGAGAAAGUCCUCUCAAAAUAGUAGGAGUCACAAGGUGACUUAUACCUCCAUUGACCUUUACUUUUACUUUAUUUGUUCUUUGCACUGUCUCUUCCCCUCUCUUUUCCAUUUUCUGCUUCAUGCUCUCUGCCUUCCUAUGCCACAUCGUCCCAUAUGGCAGGCCCUGAGCUGUGCUAGAGUUACACUGGCACCACGGUUACCUCCAAAGGUCAGGGAGGGGACAGAAAGGAAUCAGCCGACCUUUCAUUUGUUUUAGACUGUGUGUUUCUGUCCCUGGGUCCCACACCAACGCACACAGACACACACGCACACAUUCAAAACUAUUAAAUUAUUUAUCGUGAUGGUGUAUUUGCACUUUAUCCUGCGCUCUGCAGUGGUGUGCAGCAUAGGGCAUUUGUAUGUGUGGGGCUUUUAUGCAAACAGAGCCUCCUCUGUGUGUGUGUGUGUGUGUGUGUGUGUGUGUGUGUGUGUGUGUGUGUGUGUGUGUGUGUGUGUGUGUGUGCCCAUUGGCUGAGUCCGUGCUGGUGCUGGCACACACUGACAGAUGGGGCACAGAGAGGCUUUUUAUAUUUGCUGGAGAAUUUGCAUUGUAACCACCACUGCUGCUCAGGGUGAGCUGCAGUGCCCUCUCUCUCUCCCUCUCUCUCUCUCUACUUGCUUUCAUUUUAACCUUAUUUAUUCUCUGACCUUAUUCCCUGCACUGUUUUGAAUUUGUACUCAAUGUUAGGUCUUUAUUCAAGGUCAUGGAGGUUUAUUUUAGAAUAAAUGAGGAUGAUCAUUCGUAAUACGCACAUGGGACAAUAGCUGAAUGUCCACUUUAGCUGACAAGCUCUCUCUGUCUGUCUUUCUCCCUCUUUCUGUAACUUUGUGAUUCUGUAGCCUGCUGAAGUUUUUGAGUUUGAGGGUAAUGUGUACAACCAUCAUCUGUCCCCCAUUGCCAGGAAGCACAGUCUCAUUGCAGGUAUGUAUUAAAAGUCAGCAUUCUUGAUUGAUUUAGCAACACAGGUCUAUCCACCAAUCAUAAUGAAGAGCACUGAACGUGACAAAAACCUCGUCAGUCACCCAGUUCGCCAUGGGUUUUUCCUUCCUGGCAACAAACCACAUUUCCUGUAGUAAACCACACAGAAAGCCCAUCCGCUGUACCCCAGCUUUUAACCCAGAUUAUGAAAUGCCAUGUGCUGGAGGUGACAACCGAGGGGCAGAAGCUGGUUACACAUGAAUUCAGGUUCAAAGACACAUUUCUGUGGAGAAAAAAAAACUAGGAAUCUAGGUGCGUCACCAGGCAGGACCAACAGGUUACUCAUGCCUGCUGAGUAUGUGCUCAUAAAUGUACACAGAGGUGCACACGGAGUCUCUUUGCCACGCCUGUUUCUAAGUUGGAGACAAUCACAGUGUCUGUUUUUUUUCUUCUUUUUUUGGGUUCCUUCCCUCUCAAAGGUGUUACAGAUGCUUGUCAAACAGGUUUUAAACAGAUUCAGGGUGGUUUAUUUCUCCCGGGAAGAUGCUCGAAGGGAAUCUCUUCCUAAAAAGCAGUACCUGCUCAAUAACUGCUCUGAAAGUACUUUCGGCUACAUAAAUCUCAAUGGCAACCCAAUUAUUUCCUUUGUUCUGCUGAAUUUCACCCUGCCAUCUUGGCAUGUAUACAGGCUGGGUGUGUUGGCUCACUGAUACAAAGAAGUUUGUAUCAGGGAUCUCUCCAAUUACCACACCUUAUCUAGGAAACCUGGGACUCCAGUUUUUUUCAUUCUGGUAAAGCACCUUUCCCCUACAUACAGAUUGUAACUGAUUAUACCGACACCUUUGUCUUGUCCUAUAAAAUCUGUGAUAAUUGAGAAGCAGUGUUGUGAUGUGUAACAGCUAUUGUACAAGAAGAAGAAAGACUGAAUGACAGCUCUUGAAUAUUAAUUGUUGCUUUGUUCUCUGCAUUUUUAGUUGGCACCAAAAACCCUAAAAUCCAGCUGUGCGACCUGAAGUCUGGGUCACGGAUUCAUAUUCUUCAGGGUUGGUUGACUGAUAGAUCACAAAUAUACGCUAUAUAGAGAUUUUUCUACCAACAAAUAAACAAAAACCCUCCCUCUCUAGGUCACAGGGCAGAAGUUCUGUCUGUGAGGUGGUCGCCGAGAUAUGAGCACAUCUUAGCAUCUGCCAGGUAGGCUCCAUUAUCCGCCUGUAUUUUUGAGAUAAUUCACCCUCUGAAGGUGUCAGUUGUUCCUGUCAUCUCAUUGAAACUGAAACUCCAAGUCAAGGAUAAUGCCACCAAACUAUCAUCAGAUAGAAACUGUGCUGCUGCAGCUGCCCUGUUAGUUUAACAUAUGGUAGAGACUGUCCCCACCUGGUUUAUGCUACAUUAAACCUGCUAAUUAACCAAGUGGGAGUGAUGCCCUGCUCUCCCCGUGGACUCUAAGUGAUUCUGAAAACAACUGGCACAGAGAGACGCAGAAAAGUGAAUCCUCUUCUAUUAUGGAAGAGCGUUUAAUUCCCAGCAGAGAAGUGACCUUUGAAAAUAAAACACUGGCUUCCUUUACAGAUGCUGUAUAAACUCACAGUUUUAAUCACAACUUUUGUGGACUAAUAAACAUUCUUAAUGUGGUUUCUUAAAGUUUAUGUGAUAGUGUAAAACUACUCUACUCCCCUCAUUUUACCUCUAAGUGCAGACAGCAAAGUGAAAGUGUGGGAUGUGCGACGGGCCUCCGGUAGUCUCUUCACUCUAGACCAGCACAAUGGAGACAAGUCGAAAGCCUCCUCUGAAGCAGGUAAUGUUACCUCUCUCCAUUCUUUUUCUUUUUUUCAGCUAAAAGCUUGAGCUAUUACUCAGACAAAGGAAAAACACACACAGUAAAAAGUGUAAAGACUUGGGUAUACUUUUACUGCAUGCAUAUUCAGCAUUAUCACAUUUUUGGCAGUUUUUGCACUCAUGCAUUGAUAGUAAUAAUGCAGAUAUUGAACAUAAGGAAUAAAAAAUAAAGAUUAUGUACCAAAUCAUCCAUCCUACUCUCUUCAUCUUCCAUUGAAGUACAAAAAAGCAAGAUGCAGUGGAAAAUGAAGCUAGUUUCACACCUUUUUCCCACUAAGGGUGGGAAGUCUUGAAACUUUCAGGUUAUUCAGCUUUGCACCACAGAAUGUGUCUCUGUAGAAGAGAGGUUGACAUUCCUCACUGUUUUUCUUGCGUGCACAAAGAGAGGCCCGUCAGCUGAAGGAAGCUGGUCUUUCUCAGCUGUUCUGUGGAGUAAUCCGAGUCAAGGGCUUUGAUCAAAAAUGCACUAAAAGUGUGUCAUGUAUGUGGGGAAAAAAUAGCCACUUUUGUUUGUAUCUCUGUCUUUCCCUUGUCCCACAGUUAACACAGCACAUAAUGGCAGAGUGAACGGCCUGUGCUUUAGUGGAGAUGGCCUUCACCUCCUCACCACUGGAACUGAUGACCGAAUGCGGCUGUGGAAUAGCGCCACAGGAGAAAACACUCUGGUAGAGAUUGUGUGUGUAUGUGUGUUUGUGUGAAUGAGAAUAACUGCACUCUACCAUAUCCUCCCUGGAUUAACACUUUGGAUUAUGCAGAAGCAGCAGUUGCAGACACAUUUCUUUUGUCUUUUCCAAACAAGAUUAGUGAAGGUGUGGAUGUCACCUUGAGUACCCAUCAUGUCCUGAUACCCUGCAGGUUGGUUUCGGUUAUCUGCGGUCUUCUCUGAAUAAGGGUAUUCAGGUUGGAGCACCUCUGAAAGUCUCAGUGGUCUGUUCAGAGUUAAAUUGCACCCAUUCUCAUGAUUAUGACACAGUUUGUGAUCUGCUUACAUGUACAUUUGUUCAUUUUUAUAGAAAGAACCGAAAGUAAGAUGCUGUGUAACUUGGUUUUGUAAAAUGAUUACAUUAGAGGUGCAUUGUUUGAGUUUCAAGCGGGUAAAAAAAAUGUCACAGCUUCAUGAGCCAUGGCGCCAUCACCGUCCAGAAUUGUGAGGGUAACAGGUGAUGUAAAGAUAUAUGACUUAAGCUCAGACACACCAUGUAGGGAGCUUUAAAAGAAAACAAAUCUCAGAGGAAUUGAGGCGUUACCUUCAGAGUCAUUAGCUUUGACGAUUGAUUUAUUUCAGUUUAAUGUGCAAAACUGACAUUUAUGAGUAAAGUUUGUGAAGCCUUUUGCAGAAAAAGAAACGCAUUUUUGAGCAACAAAGAAAAUCAGUUUUCAUAAACACUGAUUAUCACUGUGGGAAUCCUAAAAGUUCAAGUAUACUCCCAUCACUAUCAGAUAAGGUAUGUGUGUGUUAUACAUUCCUCUCUGGGUUACCUAAAGACUGUAAGGCCCUGCAGCUCACACAGAAUGCUGCUGCACAAGUUUAAGUAGGACAGGAAAUGAACCACAUUAACCCCUGUAUUGAAACCCAUUCACAACCAACUCAGCAUGUAAUAGAGCUAGACUUGAAUUUCACUACAUGAUGCCACCCACCGCUCAGAUGUAUUAGGAAGUCAACAGGGCUGUGUUAUGAACAUGCAAUUGAAAUGUAUAUCAAACAUUUUCAAGAUGAUCCCCGUGGUUAUUUCCCUGUUUUCUUCAAUUUGCCAGCUUUUAUCUGGAGUCCUCUUGUUUAGUAACAGUUUGACUCCUCUAAAAAUCCUACAAGCCAAGCAGAUGGCCACCAAAGCAAUCUGUCCUGACAGAAAGAAUAAAGCUGUGAUAUAACUGAGUAAACAAGUAACAAAGGAAUCUACCAACAGGAUGAUACCAAAAACCAAAUUACAGAAAUUUUUUCAUCACUUCCUGGAGACAGAUUCUUGAACUAAUGUGGUUUUGAUCAUUUUAGUUAAAAGUUGAUAGGGUCUGCUCACUCCAGCCAUCAUGAUUGGCACUUCUUGCCAGCAACAAACUAACCCAGCAGCAGACACCUCACUCUGUAGCAUCCAUAAAAUAAAGUAAACAUAAUAUUUCCAACCCCACACUCCAAAACAUUACCUCAUCCCAAAGCUCAAGGCCGCUCUGCAGCUCUGCUGUUUACCUUGAGCUCUUACACAGUCUGCUGUUCUAAUUUCCUGCUCUGCUGCCUCAUGCUGCCGUUGCCAUAGUGGACAUGUUUCCAUCUUAAAGCUGUUGCACGAAACAACUAGUGACUCAGAAGGUAGAUGGUCUCACCCGGUGGAGGAUAAAUGAUGAAUUAUAGUUGAGACUACCAUAUCUGGUUCACAAGAGACCAAAUAAGAAUACAUUAUAUAAUUUAAACUUUGGUCACAGGAAUGAAUUAAGUCCAUGUUCCACUAUAAUGAUGAGGUAAUUUCCUCGUCUGGACCUGUUUGUCAUGAUUUCAGGGUGACUACAAGUCCUGAAAUGUUAGUCAGGCUUUGUUUUAUUUGACGGCCUUAAAUGACUUAUGUUUCCUUUGUUACCUGUCUGGAGUUUUUGACCUGUAGUGGAAGCUUUUAUAUCUGGGAAUUGGUUUCUGUUUGGUUCAUUAUAUGCAUGACCAUGAAUAUGGGUCACAUGAUACACAGUGCUGAAUAUGUUGUGGGAAAUCAUGCAUCAUAACAAAUACACACAUAACAUAUCGAUCAAAAAAAAAAUUAAUGUAAAUAUAGUUUUUUAACAUAAUUUGAUGACAAAAAACAAGUUUUCUUUUUUGGUAAUAGUUUCUUAUUCUUCACUGUUUAAGAAGUUGAUUUGUGAGCAUUUAUACAGAUAAUCGGAACCUUGUGUUCACCCCUCAGGUAAACUACGGGAAGGUCUGCAAUGAGAGCCGGAAAAGGCUGCAGUUCACAGUGUCACGCGGCUGCAGCCCAGAGUUUGUGUUUGUGCCAUGCGGCAGCUCGGUGGCCGUGUAUGCCCUCCACACAGGAGAGCUGGUUACCAUGCUCAGGGGUCACUACAACAAUGUGGACUGCUGCGAGUUUCACCCAGACUACCAGGUGAGAAACACUAAAGUCCCAGGUGGGGACCGUUUCCUGCACAUGAAUGGAAUACCCAUCUAUCCUCAGCGCUGUGUUUGUUUGUAUUUCCAUCUGUGUGUGUUUUUUCUGCCAGUCCGGUCUGGUCUGUCUCUUUCAGGCCUGAUUACAGGUCAGUCAUCUCUCUGUCAACCUUUAAUUCAUCAUUUGAGCCCUUUUGUUGAAUUCACUGCAGUAUUGCAAUCACCAGAGCAGCCUCUGAGGAGUCCCUCACCUCUGACAGAUAUUGUGGUAGGGUAAACAUUUCCAUUUGUUUUACCGUACCACUGUAAAUGCAAAUACAUCCUCCCUGUUCGACCUGACUUACUGGUCCAAUACAUCAGCUUUGACUGGUCCUUUUUUCAGAAGUGACGUGAAAAUGGAUCAGCUCACAAGCUGUAAUCUUUUAGGGGUUUCUCAAGAUGAAACCACCAGUGUGACCAUUAUUACUGCCAGACAUCAGCAGAAAAAUAAAGUUUAAUGUGAAGCCAAAUUUACACUGGAAGAACAGUCAAGCUUAUCCCACUAUUUAAUAAAGUGUUAUGUUUUACCAAAACUAAUCCUUUUUUUAUUCAGGCUGAAGUAGUGCAUCUUAAAUUGUUUGAAUUUUUUCAACAUCAGUAUGCAAAUUUAAAUUCUUAUAGCCAAAAUAAGGAAGUGUGCUUUUUUUUUUUUACUUAGUUUUUAUUAUUUCUUUCUUUUCUUUUUUUUUUACAGUACAGUACAAUAUACACAUUUCAAAACAAUUAUGUUUCCUUUCCUCUUCCUCAGCUGUAAGUGUGUUUUUACAAACAUCCAUAGGCAAUACAAGGUGGAAAUAAAAAACAAAAACAAUCGUUAUAUCAAAUAAAUAGGUAAUGUCCACUCUAGAGUAUAGAAUUACUGGUACAAAUGUCAAUCAGAGGUAGGAUGACGGCAUUUUGAUAUACGACAGAAGGGUUUUACAUAAUAAAUAUUGUCAUUGCAGCAACAAAGGUAGUACAGGUUCCCAUCUUUUAGUGAAGGUGACUUUCUGGAGUCUUAGGGCAAAUGUGAUCUGCUCCAUUUGAUAAAUAUCCCACACGAUUUGAAUCCAUGUAUCGUAUGAUGGAGGUUCUGUUUUCAACCAUCUGAUUGUUAUAGACUUCGAGGCCGCAGUGAGUAAUAUACUCAAGAGGUAUUUAUCCGCUCUUCUGUCCAGGCCUUCGGGUAUUACUCCCAGCAUUGCCACUGCAGGGUUUUGCGAAAUGUUCAUUUUAAAAACCUCCGUCAGUGCAUUAAAAACCUCCCUCCAAAACAUACUUAACUUAGGACACAUCCAAAAUAUGUGUGUGUGAUUUGUAGUGUGCUUUUUUAAUGUCUUUUUGUGAAAUAUAUUUGAAUGUUAGUCUCUUAGUUUUACCUGAUUAUUGCACUAUCAAUAUAAGGUGUAUUAUUUUAUGCCUAGGAUGUAUAGACCUAUUUUUUUGUAUCUGUCUUGAUAUAAAGACUCUAUUGUUAAAUUUUGUGGGCUACGGAGACAGCUUUGGCAUCAGAAUAUAUAGCAAACUAAAAUAAAUAACGAUGCUCCAUCAUUAUACAGAUAUGAUCCAACUGUUCCCCAGAUGCCAUCUUCACUGUGUGAUGUUCAUUUUGGUGUUUGCCUGGAAGUUAUAAACAAGAGCAGGAUAAUGGGGGAUACCAUGACAUUGAUAAAAUAUACCAUCAACCUGAAUCAUCGUUCAUAUUCAUUCUGGCUGGAACAUUUACGUGGUAAUUUACGUGCAUAACCCAAUAAACCCAAAUCAUGAAGUGUCUUUGUACAGGCUGUAUUUGGUCAUCGCAGUUGUAAUCGUGUGUCCAGCCCACGCCCUUGUUAUUAGUCAGUUUCCGGUGCCGUACACGGGUUUUGAAUAUCUAAUGUAAGAAUGCAGUCUGACAGCUCGCCACCCAGGAGAAUUCAAGAGAAGGACUCUUGCCCGGAAAUGUGUUUCACUUAUUUGUGAGAUCUCUGGACUGAUGUAAUAACACUUAUGAAUGUUAGAGGGAAGGUGGCUUGUUGUGAGGUUGGUGACACACCAGUUUACGUUCUUUCUUUUUUACCCUGUUUGUCCUCAUGUCAAUGUCACCAUUUGUACUUACGUUUAAGUAAAGCCAAACAGGAGUUUGUUGUCUUUGAUUCUGUGUGUGAACCUGUGGGUCAGAUCGUUGCUGUCCUUGUUUAUCUUUAUCUGUAGGAGCUGUACAGCGGGGGGAAGGACUGUAACAUCCUUGCAUGGGUUCCCGUCCUGCGUGCCCCAGAUGUUGAAGAAGAGCCGGACAGUACCAAAAAGGUACAUGUCCUGGCAGCAGAAAGAGAAAUUAGAAAACCAAGAAAACUUAAUUGGCGCUUUAAAUUCUUAACAGAUAAACUCCUUAUCAUUUUUUCCAAUCAUUUUUAUUCAAAUAUACUGGUUUGGGCUUGCUGUUAAACUUAAUAUCUGAUUCCUUACAGAGUGCUGCUGGCCAGCCCUCGGUGAAUCCUGCCUUUGAGGACGCAUGGAGCAGUGAUGAAGAUUAACUCUGGUGUUUUGCAUGCCCGAACAAAGGGCACAUGCAGGUGUUUGAGCAUGCAAAUGACCACUUAUGCCUCUACAAUAACUUGUCAGAAAUGACAUGUCCAGGGACACCUCUAAGAACCUUCUCUUGUUUCAUACUCUGAGACAAAUAUGGGGGCCUUACACUUUAAGUUAGCUGUGUAAAUAUUCGUUUUACCUCAUGAAAAUGCCGAUUUUAUAAAUAUUGAUCUUUUUUGUACUUUUAAAUAAACCUGAUUGCUGUUUUUGUUGUUGUUUUACUGAAUGUAAAGCCAGAAUUGCCGCUGCUGUGCAUAGCAUGCAUGUUCAAAUGUCUGUCAUAACCUGCAACAAAAUCAUCAAUUUUGGUAAUGAAUUGUAACCACUGGGAGGUACCUUUUAAAGCUGUGUUGAAAUUUUGAUUAAUUAGCUGUCAGAAGUUGAGAAACAAGUAGAAUACAUACUUAGUACCAUUCCUUGGCUCCUGCACACAUAUGACACUGCCUUUAUUGUAUUAGGUCUGGAGAAUUUGUAAAGCUUGACUUAUUUUUUAGAGAGGAAACAAAAAGUGAGGCACAGGUCUGUAACUUUUUUAACAGUGGUGCUAUUUUAUUUUAUUUUUUUUGUGUUUCUUCACCUGAGUUAAAGGGGAAAAAAGUAAGUGUGCUCUCUAAAUCACACUUUUGUAUUGCCAAUUUUUGCAGUCUUUGCAUUUAUUUAUGAAGUUCUGCUGUCUGGUUCGGCUGGAACUACAGCAGGGGGUGAUACUGAAACCAUUCUCUCUGUCCCUGCCUCGUCAGAGUUUCAUGUGUUUUUGUUACCAUGUGAAUCCCUUCACCCUGGAUUAGGUUUCAAAAUGACCCAUAAACAGAUAGUCAUAUUACUGUAACAAUUUUGAACACUUGAAAUCAAUCAUGUAUGUUUUAGCAGUGACUUUUAUUAUAACAACACUAUCAAUAUACCAAGGCGUUGUUUUUGUCUUGAACCAUGCAACUCUCUUUUUUUAAUUCUGGUAUUAAAAUUUUUUGUUGAUAUCAUAA
Messenger RNA from Xyrichtys novacula (pearly razorfish), 12225 nucleotides. The record is from the annotation of a GenBank genome assembly. Lineage: Eukaryota; Metazoa; Chordata; Actinopteri; Labriformes; Labridae.